Molecule: messenger RNA, 840 nt
Organism: Acanthosepion pharaonis
Lineage: Eukaryota; Metazoa; Mollusca; Cephalopoda; Sepiida; Sepiidae
Source: the annotation of a GenBank genome assembly
AUGGCCCCUCCAACCGAAAUAGAAGAUCCGGCAGUCACCAAUUUUAGAAGAUAUUUACGCAUCAAGACAGUACAACCUAACCCUGAUUAUGAUGGAGCGAUGGAGUUUCUUCAAGAAAUGGCCGAAGAUCUUGGUUUGCCUUUCAAAAUCAUUGAAGUUGCUCCAAAACGUCCCGUGUUUAUAAUGACAUUGGAAGGAGAAGAUCCAUCACUCCCUUCAGUGAUGCUCAACUCCCAUACAGAUGUUGUACCUGUUGAUAUUGACAAAUGGUGUGUUGACCCCUUCAGUGCAGAGAAAAAAGAAAAUGGAGAUAUUUAUGCCCGUGGCUCACAGGACAUGAAAUGUGUUGGAAUCCAGUACAUUGAAGCAAUCCGCAGGUUAAUGAAGAAAGAAAAAAUGUUGCGAACCAUUCAUCUCACUUUUAUGCCAGAUGAAGAAAUUGGUGGAGUCCUGGGCAUGAAACUGUUCGUGGAAACAGAAGAAUUCAAGAAAAUGAACCUUGGUUUUGCCCUUGAUGAAGGUCUGGCAAACCCCACAGAACAUUUCACUGUCUUCUAUGGAGAAAGAUCACCCUGGUGGUUGAAAAUUCAUUGUUCAGGAAAUCCUGGCCACGGAUCAAGAUUCAUAGAAAAUACAGCUGCUGAAAAAUAUAGAAAAAUUAUUAAUAUAUUUCUGGCCUACAGGGACGAGCAAGAGAAAAGGUUAAAGGCCAACAAAGGUCUGACCUUAGGAGAUGUUACUUCAGUUAAUCUGACAAUGGUGGAAGUAAGUCAAGAAAAUCCUUUUUAUUAUUUUUUUGGUUUCUUUGAUAAGUAUCUACUUUGUAGAUGGUAUCUUUAG